UUCAGGUCAGGAGGGAGAGUCCCCUCGCUUGAGCCGCCUGUCCCCAGCUGUUACUCGGAUAGACUUCUACUACUGUCAAGGAGGCCCAGCCUGACCCAGUGAUGGAGAAAGGUAAGCCGGCCAGAGCCAGUGGUCGUCAUGGUGCAGCCCUUGAGGUAACAGUCAGCCUCCCGCACCCCCCGGUCCAUUCUGGCUCCACUAGUUCCCAAGAAUUGAUAUCAUACCUAGCACAUCCCCGGAGGACCUGUGGGUUUUCUGCAGUCGAUGUUUAUUAUUUAAAACAGGGCCACCCGCAAAAGGAAGCUGCGGUUUGUUGCUCAGCCAGAGUGCAUCUCAUCAUUAAUCAUCUUCACUUGCUGAUAUCUUCUGUGCUCUUCACGCAUACCACGUAUCCAUAUGAGCCCAGAUCCUACGCACACACUUGCAUCAUCAACUUUUACCAUACAUGGCGUCUACUGAUCCACAGUCUACGCCCAACGUCCCUUCUCGCCAGCCUGGAGCAUCGAACGGCGUGAGAGAGGAAAACGGGGAGUGGGAGAAGGCUUCCACCAUGCAAGGAGACCAGGACACACAAAGAAUGACAGAACAUGUGGGCAACGCAGCGCCAAAAGAGAAAGAUGAAACCAACACGCCUGACUCGGCAUCAUACGAUAAGAUCGAAAUAACUGAGGAGGAUUGUUAUGACGAGCUGGGCUACUCCUUCCCUUGGUGGAAGAAAUGGACCAUUCUUACGGUCAUUUUCCUGGUACAGCUAUCCAUGAACUUCAACACGAGCUUGUACUCAAAUGGCCUGGGUGGAAUUUCAGAGGAAUUUGGCGUCAGCGCCCAAGCCGCGCGAUGCGGCGCCAUGAUCUUCCUGGUUCUGUAUGCCUUUGGAUGCGAACUCUGGGCACCGUGGAGUGAAGAAGUCGGUCGAUGGCCCAUCCUCCAGCUCUCCUUGACGCUCGUCAACAUUUGGCAGUUGCCAGUCGCUUUAGCACCUAACUUUGCUUCGAUCAUGGUUGGACGGGCGCUUGGCGGCUUGAGUUCUGCGGGAGGAUCUGUCACGUUGGGAAUGAUCGCGGAUAUGUGGGAAUCAGAUGAUCAACAAUACGCCGUGGCUUACGUUGUAUUCUCGUCCGUCUUUGGAUCUGUGUUGGGACCGAUUGUCGGUGGAUUCGUCGAACAAUACCUCGCUUGGAGGUGGACGAUUUGGAUCCAGCUCAUCUUUGGCGGAUUUGUACAACUCUGUCACUUCUUUUUGGUUCCUGAAACUCGUUCGACUAUCCUCAUGGACCGAAUUGCGAAAAAGAGACGCAAGGCUACCGGACAGAACAUCUGGGGUCCUAACGAACUGGAACCGUUCAGCGAGCGCUUUUCUGCCUCGGAGAUUAUGAUCACUUGGAUCAGGCCUUUCAAAAUGUUUCUGACCGAACCAAUCGUCCUCACCCUCUCACUCCUCAGCGGUUUCAGUGACGCACUCAUCUUCAUGUUCAUCCAAUCUUUCUCGUUGGUGUACAAGCAAUGGAACUUUUCCGCAUGGGCCGUUGGGCUGUCGUUUCUCCCGCUAGGCGUGGGAUACGCCUUGGCCUGGCUCUCCUUCAUUCCCGCCAUCCGACGAAAUAUUCAUGAGAGACAAUCUAAGCCUGGUGACGAGAAGGCACAGUAUGAAUCUCGGUUGUGGUGGCUACUAUGGACCGCUCCGGCUCUCCCCAUCGGACUAUUCGGUUUCGCCUGGACCAUUCAAGGGCCCCCUAUUCACUGGAUCGGUUCCAUGGUAUUCUCCUCUCUUGUCGGCCUGGCAAACUACGCGAUCUACAUGGCCACUAUUGAUUACAUGAUUUGCGCCUACGGCCCAUACUCAGCAUCCGCUACGGGAGGUAAUGGGUGGUCCAGAGAUUUCUUGGCUGGCGUCCUUACCAUUCCUGCCACACCGUUUAUGACGAAUAUUGGUGGUCGCUACCAUCUCGACUAUGCCGUCACCAUCCUCGCAUGCAUUGCCACACUUCUGGUGGUUGCGGUUUAUGUCAUCUACUGGUAUGGACCGACACUUCGCAAGAGGUCGCCAUUCGCCCAGUCUCUUGCAGAUGCUCGUGCUGAUAACGCCGGCCGACGCCUAUCAUACCUGCCAUCGGUUUCUGGCAUGUCUGAAACGAGAAGAUUGUCGCGAUCUAGUACCACGGCAUCGCGCGAAGUCAACUCCCGUAGAACGAGUCAAGCGGAGUUCCGCCGGCGAAGUACGGGUAUGCUGCAAUUGAGCGCGCAAAGAUAAGAGUAGACGGAGGGUUGGUUUGUUGUUUGUUGCUAGAAUGCGUGUGGUUUGCUCAUGGGGUUAGACAAUAUUUUUAUCAUAAUUGGGGAAUUCUGGUCGCCCUCGCCAUUUGAGCGAGAAAUGUGACUGGCCUGACCGAGAUAGAAUGGAAGCGAGCACGCAUCCAACGUUUCUCAACGGCAUUAACGCUCAUUAAUCGAAUCAAAAUCGCAUUCAAGUGCGCAGGGCUUGUUCGAGAUCUCUAUGUAUUCGAAUAGAUUCAUGCAAUUGUGUUGUACUUUCAAGUUGCA
Messenger RNA from Exophiala dermatitidis NIH/UT8656, 2541 nucleotides. RefSeq names its product MFS transporter, DHA1 family, multidrug resistance protein. Gene Ontology annotation, biological process: transmembrane transport. The transcript is spliced from 3 exons. Lineage: Eukaryota; Fungi; Ascomycota; Eurotiomycetes; Chaetothyriales; Herpotrichiellaceae. The record is from RefSeq and is a predicted model, not a curated record. The coding region runs from base 446 to 2251 and encodes 601 amino acids. Gene Ontology annotation, molecular function: transmembrane transporter activity.